CCCAUCUUUGAUCGGUUGUCAGUCAAUCUUAACCUUUGCGCUAACGUUUCUUUCUCUCUCUCUCUCCCUUUUUAUAUUCACGUCGUGCCGUUGAAGGCAACUUCUCAAUACCAAUCUGCAAAGGAUAAUUACUUUCUCUUCUUCCUCUCCCAGACAAAACCCCAUCAAGGGACGAUGAUGCCCGAAAAUGGCCAACACUUCAGUGUUCCUCCAGGCUUUAGGUUCCAUCCAACAGACGAGGAGCUUCUUUAUUACUACCUCAGGAAGAAGGUUUCCUACGAAGCCAUUGAGCUUGAUGUUAUCAGAGAAGUGGAUCUAAACAAACUGGAGCCUUGGGACCUCAAAGAUACAUGUAGAAUUGGAUCUGGGCACCAGAACGAGUGGUAUUUCUUUAGCCAUAAGGACAAGAAAUACCCAACGGGAACUCGAACUAAUAGAGCCACCAGUGCUGGAUUCUGGAAGGCAACCGGGAGAGACAAAGGCAUUCACAUGGCCAAUUCCAAGAGGAUUGGCAUGAGGAAGACACUCGUGUUCUAUACCGGUCGUGCUCCUCAUGGCCAAAAGACUGAUUGGAUCAUGCAUGAAUACCGCCUCGAAGAUCAGGAUCCCGAAAUUCAGACGCAGGAAGAUGGGUGGGUGGUGUGCAGGGUUUUCAAGAAGAAAAGUCAGAAGGCAGAGGGCUUGGAGUACCAUGCGCAUACGAAGGUGGGGGGCAGUAGUUCUGGUUCCGCCGCCUUGAUGGGUGCAGAAAUAGGAGAGCCGAAAAGCCAUAACCAUACGCAGCAGCCAUAUAAUGAGUAUGGGUUCGAUGGGUGCAUGCAGCUGCCGCAGCUGUUUAGUCCGGACUCAGCAGUGGCAACACCCAUCUCCAUAGAGUGUCCUCAAAAUACGUGGAGGCUAAAUUGCGGGGGUGUGCAACAGGAGCGGUUGAACACAGAUUGGUCAUUCUUGAGUAGGCUGCUUGCUUCGGAUCACCAAUCCCGUACCAAAUCUGCGCUCCCAGAUCAGCUUAGUGUGGGACACCCCAACUCCACAAUGUUUUCAUUUCCAUUUCCAUUUCCAUUUCCCUACCCUUAUCAUCUUCCCUCCGCCGCCGACUUAUUCAAAUUCUCCAAGUAGGCCUACAGCUUUUCACUUUCUUAGUUUAACAUUAUGUGCAGUUAUUUAAUACCCUACAUCACUUCACCUAUGCUAUUUUUCCUCCAACUUCCUCCAUUUUACUGUUCGUAACUCCGCACUUAAUAAUGGAUUGCUUUUUAAACCUCAA
Molecule: messenger RNA, 1267 nt
Organism: Cucurbita moschata (crookneck pumpkin)
Lineage: Eukaryota; Viridiplantae; Streptophyta; Magnoliopsida; Cucurbitales; Cucurbitaceae
Product: NAC domain-containing protein 76
Exons: 4
Coding region: 175-1119 (314 amino acids)
Biological process (GO): regulation of DNA-templated transcription
Molecular function (GO): DNA binding
Source: RefSeq, a predicted model, not a curated record